CGGUGCCGCUGCAACGGCCGCGCUGGUUGCGGACACCCGCGGCUGCUCCCGAAGGCGCCGGACGGAGCCGGGCCAGCUCUGCCAGACCUGCCGCACUCCACAGCCGGCGCACAAUGGCUGACAAAUCAGCAAAACCAGCAAAAAGAUUAUCUGAUUCAAACUCUGAGGGAGCUGCGGCAGGAGAGAUAAGUGCUCUGGAAGAGGCCUUUAGAAAAUUUGCCAUCCAUGGUGAUACGAGAGCUACAGGAAAAGAAAUGCAUGGGAAGAACUGGUCAAAGCUAUGUAAGGACUGCCAUAUCAUAGAUGGGAAGAAUGUGACAACCACAGAUGUUGACAUUGUCUUCAGUAAAAUCAAGGGAAAGUCUGUAAGAACUAUUACUUUUGAGCAGUUUAAGGAAGCUCUUCAAGAACUCUCCAAGAAGCGAUUUAAAGGCAAAAGUGAUGAGGAAGCACUUCGAGAAAUGUAUAAGCUAAUUGAAGGAAAAGGCCCAGAUUUAACUGGAGUAACGAAAACUGUUGCAUCUCCAACUGUUUCACGCCUUACAGAUACUUCAAAAUUCACGGGUUCUCACAAAGAGAGGUUUGAUGCCAGUGGGAAAGGAAAAGGCAGAGCUGGCCGAGAAGAUCUGGUGGAUAACUCAGGAUAUGUAUCUGGUUAUAAGCAUGCAGGCACAUACGAUCAUAAAGUACAAGGAAACAAAUCUCAUGCAAGUGUAUUCAAGGAAAUUUCCAAAUGCAUUGCUAGAAAGUGGGACCCAGUGGACAAUAUCUUUUCUAGAUGAUUGAUUUCUUAACUGCUGUUUUUGCCUUUGAAAAAUGUGCCCCAAAGAAUUUCUUCCUGUGGAAGGCCUACAGGAAAACAAUUUCUGAAUGGAGUGAUAGUAAAGCUGGAAAAUACACAGUAUUCAAGAUAAAAGAGUACAUUUUUCUCUUAAGAGUUUAAUUUAGAGGAAAAAUUAAGAAGAUCCUAACCCCAGAUUUAUUGACCAGAUGAAAAAGAGAGCAUUGGAAGAUACUGGGUAAAGUUCAAAAAGUCUACACAAUGUUUCUGAAAAAAUCUAUGGAUUGAAAAUACUGGCAUUAAAACAAAUGUGUUACCUCAGUUUCAAACUCAUUAAAACAUUUUUGAUCAGACAUCUCAUGUUCCAGGAAACAAUUACCAGUAUGGGUUGGAAAAAGAAAGACAGGAAGAUUAAGGACACCUAAAAAUAUCUGACACUACAUAAUCAUAAAAUUAUGCUAUAAAGUGUAGGAAGUUUGAGGAUUGUGUAAGUGAAUGGAAUUCACUCUUAUGUCUGUUUCUGAGGUUUGCCAUACCAGAUUAGGAGCCAGUUCUUGCUUUGUGUGAAGCUGUUUCUUGGAUGUCAUGGAAGUGAUCUCCCAAUGCCUCCUAGUUCAAGGCAUGGCUGGCUAAAGCAAAUUCCUUAAUACCUUGUUUGGUCACUUCUGAACAUCUCCAAGGGUGAAAACUCCAUAGCCUCUCUGUGCAAUCUUAUCCAGUGUUUGACCAUAACAAUGGGGUUUUUUUCUUAUGUUUAAAUUGCAUUUCCUGAAUUUGAGUUUAUGCCCAUUGCCUGUUGUCCAUCCACUGGAUACCACUGAGGAGAGUCUGGCUGCAUCUUAUGUACAAUGGGAUUCUCACUCACCAGGUUUGCAGAUGACACCAAGCUGAGUGGUGCAGGUGAUGCAGGAGGGAAGGGAUGCCAUAAUAGAGGUACUCUGACAAGCUUGAGCUAGUGGGCCUCUGUGAACCUCAUGAAGUUCAACAAAGCCAAAUCCUACAACUUGGUGUGGGCGUUCCCCAAUAUCAACACAGACUGCAGUAUAAAGGGAUUGAGAGCAGGCCUGUGAGGAAAGAUUUGAGGAUAAAUUUGAGGUACAUGAAAACUUGGACAUGACCCAGCAAUGUGCACUUGCAGGCCAGAAAGUCAACCAUAUCUUUGUCUGCAUCAAAAGCAGCAUGGCCAGCAGGUUGAGGGUGUGUUUCUGCCCCUCUGCUCUGGUCUCAUAAGACCCCACUUCUGGAGUCCUCAAUACAAGAGAGACAUGGAUCUGUUGGAGCAGGUCUAGAAGAGGGCAUGAAAAUUAUUAGAGGGAGGAUGGAACACCUCUUCUGUGGAAAAAAAAGAAAAAAAAGAUCUGAAAGAAGUUCAGUCUGGAGAAGAAAAAGUUCCAGGGAAACCUUAUCGUAGCCUUUCAAUAUAUAAAAGGGGUAAUAAGAAAGAUAAAGACAAGACUUGAACAGCCAGAUCUGGUAAAAGAGACUCUUCCAUUGGCAGAGUGGUAUUGGAUCUCUGAAGGUUCCAUUCAACCCAAAUCAUUCUAUGGUUAUAUGAUUCUGAGAUUCUGUACAGGCAGCCAGUAACAGGACAAGGGACAGAGGCUUUAGACUAAAAGAGGACAAGUUUAGACUAGAGGUUAGGAAGAAAUUCCUUACUCAAAGAGUGAUAAAGCACUAGAGUAGGUUGCUCACAGAAGUUGUGAAUGCCCCAUUGCUGGAAGUGUUGGAGGCCAGAUUGGAUGGGGCCCUGGGAAACUUUAUCUCGUGGUGGGUAUCCCUGCCCAAGGCACUGGGGUUGGGACCAGGGGUUCUUUAAGGCCCCAGCCAACCCAAACCAUUCCAUGAUUCUGUUACUGUAUACACCAUUCAGAUAUACAAAAACACCUGAUAAGGUCUCCCUUGAGCUUUCUCUGCUAAACUAAACCACAGCUCUCUUGUUCUUUCCUCAUUUAAAUAUCAGUCUAUUUCCUUGACUCAACUGAUACAAGCCUUCAUUUCAAUAAAAAGGGAUGGUUUUGCAGGUCAAUGAUACAGUGCCAAAAAUAUUUUAGAGACUUGGGAAGUCAUUUCAGAAAUCUAAAAUCUACUUCCAGUUGCAAAGCCAAGUGUAUAUCUUACUGUGUUGUGUUUGGUUUCUAGAGAGAAAAUAAAUCCACAAUGCUGGGGACUGAUUCUCAGUUCAGAUCUGUAUUCUCCAGUGUGGUAAAGAAUUAGUAAAAAAUCAAAGUUGGAUGGUUUUUUCCCUUAAUUUUUCUAUUUUUUUUGAAUUUCUAUAGGUUUUGUGUGCCUAAUUCCUCUUAAAAAUCUGAAUUUCAUGACUCAAAUCAUACAGGAAACUAGAAUUCACCAAUUUCUAUUAAAUUCUGACCAGUUCCAGUAUGUGCAUAUAUAUUUUAUAUGUAUAUGCAUGUGUAUAUGUAUGUAAAUAAAAAUCAAUAAAAUCCUUAUAUUUUAAUUGUUGUUUUCUCUCUUGAGUUCUUUGGCAAUUUCAGUUGCCUGCCAGAGAUUAUACUUUACUUUGAUACCUGCUGAAAUUCUAUAUACAUUGAAUGUGAUUCAGAAUUGAUUAAUUGCUUAAAGGACUAAACACAUUCUGAAGAGUGAAGUGUAAAUAAUCAGAAAGCAGUGGUAUAACUGGAGUAUUUUAACACUUAUUUUUCUAAAUAUUUCUACGAGAUAAAAUCCAAAGGGGCUGGUUAUCCAAAUCAGCAGCAUACCACAGUUAUUACUCCCCUUCUGAAGUGAUUUGACAGAAGUUGUAGGCUAAUUAAGGCUAUUUAUAAGAAACUAAAGCAGGUCAAUAGACAUUUUGUGCCAUAUUGCUUCAAGAUGGAAUGGGAAGGGAAAAUAUUUCUUACUGAAAUUGUGAAAUAGGUGGUUAGAAACAAGCAUCACCCUAAAAUAAGUUACCCUAAAAAUGCUUGGAUCAUGUGGUCCUUGUGGCAAGGAUUUUCUGUUGCAAACAUAGGAAUCUGGACUUGAUGACCACUAUUCUUCUCUUGUAAAACUUUGACAUUUGAAAAGUAAAGUCACAUCUAUUAAUUUCUUAAAUCUCAGUAAUAACAUUUUACAGGUAUCCUGUGUUGUGCAACAAUUAAGAAAUCCAAAGUAGGUUCAAAUAAAUGUAAUUUCUGUUCCUUCAUAUAAGUUUCACCAUUCUACAGUGCAGAGCUGCUGCAUCUACCAUCUAGCAAACACAGACACAGUGAUUUGUGAGUAGUGACAGUCUCAUCUUCCACGUGAGAGAGGUGUUUUUCUGAUGUCUGCUCAAGUUGUGCAUCCAAGCCAACAGGACACCAAUGUUGGCAUCACUACCAGGAGUGUUGAUACACUCUGCCUGUCAGCACUGCCUUAACUGAAGCUGUGCUGCUUUAAAUCUGUAAUCUGAACUCUGAGUGGCAUGCUGAGGUCAGUGUCUUUUGUUUUGCAAAUGAAAUAAUUUCAUACCACUGUAUUUAACCUUAUGGUGUUUCUGGUGUUUAUUAGAUAAUGAAUAAAGAUCAGGCAGGAUUGGACCUUUGUGAGGAAAUCUCUAAAUAUCUUAAAUACUGUGGCAAGCAGUGGUGGUUACUCAGCAGAUGCUGCUCCUUUGUUCCAGUUAUCAGACAGUGCCAUGUCAGGACACUUGGUUGUUGUUUUUCUUACUCAAGCAAAACCAAAGUCCUGGUUAAAAAUCUGAUCAGAGAAUGGAAAGUGUAUCUUAAAAAAAAAAAUAAAACCGAAAAUUAAAAAUCAGGUUCUUAUGUGUAAGAUUGACAACUGGAAAAUUUCCACUUACAGCCAGAAAGAAACCAAUUUAUGAAUGUCAUACAACUUGUAAAUUAAGGAAUACUUAAAUUUGGGAAUACUGUAACAUAAGAUACUUGUGAUACUGCAGUAUUUCAGUUAUAAAUUUUGAAUCUGAGUGUCAGAAGUCAAGUGGAAACACAGGGAUGAUCGGCAACAGAGUAGAAGUCAGCACAGCUGCUACUGCUACAGCACACCCACUACUCUGUGGUGCAGACUGUGGGCAUGAAACUUGAUAUUUUAGAACCAAACUUUAAUAACUCCAAAUUUGAGCUGAGAUUAAUUUCUUCCAUUUAUACAUUCAUACCUGUAAUGUAUCUGGAUCUAAGCUAACAGCCCCCAAUAAUAUUCUUGUAGCAGUUUUUAUAUGUGAUAACGUGUUGAGAAUUUAUUUCCAGAAAGGAUAUUGUACUCCAGAUCCCUUGCUGGCUGUAUAAUGCAAUUUCUGUAUUUUAAUAAUUUUUCCAGUAGAUGGCAGUAGCCGCUUAUUGGCUGAUAAAUGAACACUACCAUAGUGCACUACAUGAACAUACAGCAGUGAAACCCAAAUAUGUUCCUAUGCAGGUACUUAGCACACUGUAAUUGUGAUCUGUAAUUGUGUCUGUUACAAAUGUCACCUCUUUACCGUAUCUGAGCAUGAAAUCUUUUCUGAAUAUUUUCCUUUUGAGUCUGUUGGUUUGCUUUGAAAUGUGUGAUGGUGUAAAACUAAUAAAUAAUGUUACAGGGCUGUUAAGGGUUAGGGACAAAUGUAUCUCAAAGUGGGCUUGGUUCUGAGGUCUCUGGAUUGUGCCUACAUUUGGAAACUUACUGUGAGUUACUCUGAGUUGAUUAAUUUUACAAUGUCUUAAAUUCAGAUUAAAAUGCUUCAUUAUAAAUUAUCUGUCAUUAAAUUGUGCUUUUAUGAUUGAAAUUUUACUCAAAUAAUAUUAAUAUUACAGGUUUUCUUGUGCCAAAAUAAGUAUGGAUGAUUCUGCAUUGUGAAACAUGUCAUGUUGCAAGACUGUCAAAAUCUACCAUUGUUUUGCUAUUUUGUUUUGCCGCUUCUAGGCGUUCUGUCCAUCCAUGCUGCCUUUUCUGUCCUGGAGGCAUGUUACAGAAAUUGUUUUUGUGCUGUUUAAACGCUGAUCUGAAGACUUUUAUGUGGUUGUGCUGAAGUCAUAACAAGUUCACAAACCAAAGCUCGUGGUGCUUCAUCUGCCAUAUAUGAUGUUGGAUGGAGUCAUAUUCUGAGAAGCUUGGAGAGGACAUUUUUUUCCCCAGAAUGACCUGAAUUAUUUUAACUGAUCUGCAGUUGUAUAAACAGUCAGCAUUAUGCAGAUGAAGGAUGACAGGGGAUUAAAUCUGGUUUUGCCAAAUGUCUCCUGGGUAGAUUUUGGAUAAGAAUUACAGUGUUCUGGUGUUUUUAUGAAAAGUUUGAUUUUAUCUUGGUAACAGGGCAUUAGCAGUCUCAGUAACAGAAACAGGACAAUGUCAAACACACUGGAUCUCAGAAACCUCUAAAGAGAUAUGGGGAACUAGAAGACCUUGGAAAACACUGAAGAAUCAGCCUGAAGCAAGAAGACAAGCAGAGGACAAAAUGAAUGUGUAGGGUCAAAUCCAGUAAAUAGAAAUUGAUACAGUGCUAUUCAACUUCAGUGUAGGAGGGUAGGGAGGUUUAAAUGAGUUAAUGGCACUAACACGUUUUUCCAGCCUUUUUUUGUUCCAUGGAUUAAGUGCCUUGCCUACUACCUUGUCUGCAUCCUGGCUUCUAUUCAGCUGUCCUGCACAUAACCUGCUAGCACUUCCCCACAUAAGUACACAUGUUGGGGGUGAGGUUCCUUUUCACCUAGAGAAUUUUUCACAUAAGUUUCUAAGAAACACUCACUACUGGGUACUUAUGAAAACAAAAAAGUAGCCAAGCUCCAAGGGAAGGAGAGCAUCUGGUUGCAUUUCUCUCGGUUGGCGGAGUUUCUUUCUGAGGGAUAGAGGUACCUCAGGAGUGAGGUGUGCAGGUGAGGGAUGGGACUGGGGCAGCUGUGGGCUCUCUCUUUCUCUCUCUCAGCUUUGGAGGAGGAUGGUCAGAGCUGCUGCUUGGGGAAGUGAAUUCGCUGCUAUCGCCAAAGCCCAGCCCAGAGCUGUGGGGUGAGCCUCUGCUCAUGAGAGCAGCCACUGAACUGGGACCUUACUAACAUCCACCUCACAAAAAGAGGGACCUCUCCCUGUCUGCUUGGGUUCCUGGGAUCUUGGGAUGGCCUCUCCCUGCCCUGUUGGGAGCUGGGCUGCUGCUGUUCUGCCUCCACUGCUUCUUCAGCGCUGCUCUGAGCUGUCGCUGCACCGGGGCCCCAGCAGUCCCUGCCUGCCGAAACAUCCCGCAGUUCCAGCCGCAAGCUUCUGAUACAUCUCGUCUACCACCCUGGGAUUUUUGCUCAUUCCUGCCGGCCCAGCUUGCUGCUUUCCCAGGGUCCUGCUGGGACACCGGGAUCGAUGUCCCAGGGGUUUGUGAAGCAAAGCCUCUCUCCCAUCCCUUCCCAUCUCGGACAAAGCCGCCAUCACCGCGCGCUCCCCGGGCCCGCGCCACAGCGCCCCCUGCCGGCGCGGGGGAAUCAUCGCACCCGCCCUGCCUGGCCGGGAGCCACCAGCGCCCCCUGCUGGCUGUGCCCGGAACUGCACCGGAGGGGAAAGUG
Messenger RNA from Parus major (Great Tit), 7230 nucleotides. RefSeq names its product tubulin polymerization promoting protein (gene TPPP). Lineage: Eukaryota; Metazoa; Chordata; Aves; Passeriformes; Paridae. The record is from RefSeq and is a predicted model, not a curated record. Gene Ontology annotation, cellular component: microtubule. Gene Ontology annotation, molecular function: tubulin binding. Gene Ontology annotation, biological process: microtubule polymerization; positive regulation of protein polymerization; microtubule bundle formation. The transcript is spliced from 5 exons. Bases 114 to 782 code for a protein of 222 amino acids.